Messenger RNA from Chara braunii, 2499 nucleotides. The record is from the annotation of a GenBank genome assembly. NCBI's taxonomy places the organism in Eukaryota, Viridiplantae, Streptophyta, Charophyceae, Charales, Characeae.
CCCUGAAGUAGGUAAGGAUAAGUGUCGGGAGUAGGUCUCAGUGGUGAGGAGGUGGAGCACACUUACUUGCUGUGCUGAAUUACCGCUAUGGAUGACUAUCCGAUGUUCGCCUUCUUGGCUCUCUCUGUUGUAUGGGAGCCACUGUUCCGCAUUGUUUUUCCGCUGGGAUUCUACUGGAUUGUUAGACACUGUACCACGACCAAAUCCGGUAUGACCACACAGCCAUACUUAGCAGCAGAAGAGACCCAAAUUGCUGAGAAGUUGAGGGAGCAGAGAGAAAGGAAGGAGGCAAAGAAGAAGCGAAAGGAGGAGGAUUUGAAAAAGAAGUUAGAAGAAGAGAAAAUAAAAAUGGAGGAAGAAAUGAAGAGGAAGGAGGAGAAAAUGAAAAAACAAAUGGAGGCGGAAGAAGAAGAAGAAAAAAAAAAAAAAGAAGAAGAAGAAGAAGAAGAAGAAGAAGAGAGUUUGGUGAGAAGAGAAAAGGGUGACGGUGCACAAAGUGGCCAGGCGAGCCACUUACAAAUCCACCAAGGCGGCGAGGGGGAAUGGAUGGAGAGAUUUGGGUUCCGCAGUGAAAUGCCCGAUGAGGACGAGAAGGAGAAGCAGAAAUUUGAAGCAAGGCUGGAGAAGGUCGAGCCUGAGGAGAGAGAGUUAUUAAUUGCAGAGAGGGAUAACCUCCUCCAUCAGCGGUUGUUAAGUCAAAAGAGGCGGGAGUUUGAAGAAAAGAAAAAGUUGAGGGAGGAGGGAGAAGCGCUCCAGCGAAGGUUGAAAGAGCAGAGGAGCAAGGAGACUGACACAAAGGAGGCUUUGACGCUCUUAGAAGACAUCUUCACCAACAAGCUUGGGAACACCAUCGCAGCAGUAAAGAUAGGCGGCGGUGGUGGAGGAGGAGAUGGUGGAGAUCCGGGAGAUGAUGGAAAAGGAGGAGGAGAUCGAAAAGGAGAUGAGAACCGGAAGGGGAAUGAACAGCGAACUGAAGGAGGAGAAAGGAGGGAGAAGAUGAAGGUUAAGGUCCCGUGGACCUACAACGGGAAGAAAGAAGAGAACUUUUUGUGUUGGCAGGCAGCAAUGGACACGUAUCUGUAUGCGCAGUUAAUUCCUUACCAUGACCGUGUGUUGAUGGCCAGUUCAUGUCUUGGAGGGGACGCURCCAACUUCGCCUUAUCCKUGAUKAAGGCAGCGGGUUGCUCGUCGAUGGUAGAGUAUUCCCAACGCAACCGCAUAGAGGACUUUAUGAAAGCUCUCAAGGAAAGGUUCGAGGACAAGAACCUGGCCCRACGUACAGAGUACCUGAUUCUCAACAUCGGUAAUCGCAGGUGGAAGAGUGUGUCCGCUUUGAAGUCCACAAUGGACGAACUGCUGCAGUGUCCCGAGCACGGGUUGACUCCCACGCAGAUUCUGAACAACUUCGCAAAGGCACUUCCCGAUCCUCUGAAGUCCCAAUUGUACGCCCAGACAAAGGAAGAGGGCAUGACGUAUGAAAAGUUCAGCAAGAUUGCUGUAGACCAGGCCGGUUUCCUUCAAGAAGCAGAUUACUGUCAUUAUUGGAAGGAUUUGCAGAAAGGGAACCGAUGGAAGAACAAGACCAUAUCCGGUAACAUCGAGGGGAAGGACGGGCUUCUAGUUACAUUUGAGGAGGGGGGAGUGGAGGCUCUACCCUACGAAAACAUAGAUUACGGAYUGGAAGACSYGGACAGCAACCAAUUAGCCCAGGGAGGGGACUAUGCGGUUGUUGCAGCCCGCGGGGGAGGGCGACAAGGAGGUAGAGGAGGCCGAGGUAGAGGAGGCCGAGGUAGAGGAGGCCGAGGUAGAGGAGGCCGAGGAAGAGGUGGAGGUAGAGGACGCAGCACCCAGGGGAGUAGCAGCGAAGGUAGCUACUACGUGGGAGGUAGGGGUAAUGGUUCCCCGCAAGGUGGACGUGGUUCUCCCUUCACAGGUGGAAGAGGUAGAGGGCGCAAGCCAUGGCCAGCCCAUCCUGGGAUUGCCGAUGGCGAGCCCUGGAGGGAGAUGGGCAUUGACCAAACAGUGUGGCAGAAAAGGCUGAACGCCAAUCAAUGCUUGAAAUGUGGUGAUCCUCAUCACAUUGUCUGUUUUUGCCCCGACUACCGCUACCCAAAAGGGAGCAGCCAGUAGGGGUGGCAGCUGCUCCUACAGGGCCUUCAGACUUAGACAGACAGAUAGAAGCGCGCGUUGAACAGACACCCUCCUGUCUGAAGAGCCCAAUGGCAGAAGCUGAUGCAGGCCCCCACCUAGAUGGCUGUCCAGAGACUGCUUGUGCUAGGGUCUCUCUAGGUGGUUCCCUCGCAGGCAUUGGUGAUGAGCUGAUCACUCGUCGCCCCGCCUGGGCUGAAAUGAAGAAGAGAAGAGGACAGCUAAUUUUGGGAGAUGUAGAGAUUAGUCGGACGCGAGUAGGAGCCUUAGUGGAUAGUGGCUCUACGCGUAGUUUUAUUAGUAGAAGAGGACUGAAGAAGUUGCACGUAGGAAUGAAGGUGCAGAAGUUGA